CUUCUGUGAGGAAGGACUCGGCAAGAACAUUAGUUGUUGUUUUUUUUCCUGUUUACAACGCAUUCAGUCAGUUAAUAUAAAAUUGUGUUUGCUAGACGAGGUGGAGAUGAAAUGUGUUAUUGAGGGAAAUAACGUGAAGGCUUUUGGGAAAGCAGUUCACGCACUUGCACGCAUAGGAGAGGAUCUAUGGCUGGACCCAUCUGAAAAAGGGUUGGCGUUGCGUGCGGUGAAUUCGGCCCAGUCUGCGUACGCCUGUUUCCUCUUCUCUCCAGACUUCUUCCGCGUCUACCAGCAGCCCACAGACACACACACACACUGCCCUAACACACCGCUCAAAUGCAAACUAGCCAUGAAGUCGGUUCUCCCCCUGUUCCGCUGCCUGGCUACUGUGGAACGGAACGUGGCCAGCUGUGAGAUCUCAGUGGGUUCCGAAGAGAACCGCGUGGUGUGCAAGUUCUACUGCAGACACGGCAUCACCAAGACUCACAACCUGAGUUACCAGGAGUGUGAGGCUCUGCAGGCAGUAUUCCCCACCAGCCUCUGUCCAAACGUACUCAAGGCACAGGCCAAGUUGCUGGGUGACAUGGUGCGUCACUUCCCCCAGUGUCAAGAGGAGAUCACUCUCGCCAUCUCACCUCUCAGACUAACACUGCGCAACUACAACGAAGACCUACACGCACUCACUCUCGGCAUCUCACCCCUCAGACUCACACUGCGCAACUACAACGAAGACCUACACGACCGUGUGAAGAUAAUGAGUACGGAGAUGAGUCUUCACCCAGAUGAGUUUGACUACUUCCAGGUCGGCAUAGACUCACACGUCACGUUCUGCCUCAAGGAGCUGCGGGGCUUGCUGGCAUUUGCAGAGUCCUAUAGUCUGUCUGUGUGUGUUCAUUUUGGCGCCUCUGGAAAGCCGGUAUCCUUCAGUCUUGAGGACAUGAGUGUGAAUGCUACUGUGGUGUUGGCUACGCUGGAGGACAGCAGCAGCCAGCAGCCCUCACACACACACAGCCCAGAGAUGCUGUGGAGGGCCUUGUCCUCCCCAUUCCUGGGCUGUGUGGAGGUGCCUUCUCCUUCCCUGCCUCCCCAGUUCUGGGUCGUGGGGCGGGCCGACAGUUUAGGGGGGCUACGGAGGAGGCCAGGGGGGCAUCGGGAGAACACCCCCAGGGAGAUUCAAGCCAGUGGGAUAUUCAAUCAUGACUACUACAUGAGGAGGCUACUGGCUCCCCCCAUACUGUCCAGAGAGCAGGAACAGGAUACGACUGCCCUGACCAACAUGGCCGACGCACACCAUAUGGAUGACAACACGUUCAACAUGACUGACCCACCCAACAUGGCUGAGGACACAUUCAACAUGGCCGAUGCCACAUUCAAUAUGGCCGAUGCCCUACCCAAUAUGGCCAAUCCACUCAAUAUGGCCGACUCAUUCAACAUGUCUCCCGUCCUCCAAAUGGCCAACGCCGCGGCAACCAUCCCCACACUCAGCCAAACGGUGCUCAUGGAGGAGGACGUGUCUACCACUUUCAACAACAAAAUGGCCGACAACGCACUCAACAUGUCAUGUGCCCCACCCAACAUGCCGGACACCACGCACUACCCCAUGGCCAACAUGGCCAAUGCCGAUGCAGCAGUCGUCCCCACCGGUUAUAGCCAGCCAGUGGCGAUGGAGGACAUGGAGGCUGAGCCCGUUUCUGCCCUAUCCAAGAUGGCCGCCAAGCCUAUGCCAUCCACCCCACUGACUGGCAAGGUCCACUCGCUGCUGUUCGGUGCGUUGUGUCUGCAGAACCCUGAUGGCAGUCAGCUGCCGCUCCCCACACUGGCCUGGGCAAGCGACACAGAGGACGACCCCCCUGACAACAACCAGAUACACACACACACUCGCAUCACAGAGGAGUAG
Molecule: messenger RNA, 1897 nt
Organism: Engraulis encrasicolus (European anchovy)
Lineage: Eukaryota; Metazoa; Chordata; Actinopteri; Clupeiformes; Engraulidae
Exons: 16
Coding region: 107-1897 (596 amino acids)
Biological process (GO): cellular response to ionizing radiation; mitotic intra-S DNA damage checkpoint signaling; DNA replication checkpoint signaling
Cellular component (GO): checkpoint clamp complex
Source: RefSeq, a predicted model, not a curated record